Messenger RNA from Marasmius oreades (fairy-ring Marasmius), 1047 nucleotides. RefSeq lists its product as uncharacterized. The transcript has 5 exons. The coding region runs from base 1 to 1047 and encodes 348 amino acids. NCBI's taxonomy places the organism in Eukaryota, Fungi, Basidiomycota, Agaricomycetes, Agaricales, Marasmiaceae. The record is from RefSeq and is a predicted model, not a curated record.
AUGAAGCUCACUGAGGAAAGAUUCCGCGCUGAACAGAGGCCUGGAAACAUGCCACCUCCGGUGGAAGGUGUUUCUCUGACGGGUCAAGUCGCCAUGAUCACCGGCGCAAAUACAGGCAUUGGCUAUGAAACCGCGAAACAUUUCGCUACCAGAGGGCCUGCCAAGUUGAUUAUGAUUUGUCGAAGUGAAGAGAGAGGUCAAAGUGCGCUAGCAAGGUUAACAUCUGAAACGGGUUUUGUAAAUGUCGAACUUUGGAUUAUGGACUUGAAGUCCUUGAAUUCGAUCAAAGCGACUAAGGAGAAAGUUGACAAGCUUGAUCGUCUCGAUAUUCUCGUCGAGAAUGCCUCGGUGGGGCGAUACGUAUAUGAAAUGACGCCAGACGGUUGGGAGUCUACCCUGCAAGUCAAUGUUGUUGGCGCUGCUCUGCAUAUUAUUUUGAAUCUCCCCAAGAUGCUCGAGACCGCCGAGCGGUACCCGAAACUCACCCCAAGGAUCGUCUUGGUUACAAGCGGUGCCCAUUACACGGUUGAUUUACCUGCUGAGUCGAUUCAUGCUCAAAAUAUGUUAGAGUAUCUGAACAGCGAAGAAUAUUCUCGCCAAGCUAUAGAAACUGGUCAAGGCUCGAGAUAUGCAGAAUCAAAGCUGCUUGAAGUAAUGUUCAUCCGCGCCCUUCAAUCCCAUCUUCCAACCUUUUCACCGACCGUAACGUGUUGCUCUGUCAGCCCUGGCUUCUGCAAUACCGAAUUGACCCGAGAGGCAACCGGUGAAGAGGCCGAAACAAUUCGUAAAAUGAAGGAGGCGAUGGCACUAAGCUCUGAAGAGGGAAGUCGUCAGGUUCUUUACGCUGCCGUUGGCGACAGAGUUCAGGAAGAAGCCUUCAGAGGGGCUUACGUGGCGUUCACAAGUGUGCAGGAAUGCAGUGAUUUUAUUCUCAGUGAUGAAGGACAAAGGGCGGAGAGGAAGCUAUGGAACGAGCUUGUGGAUGUGGUUAGUAAGGCUGAUGGGAGGGCGAAGGCUGUCAUCCGGGAAUAUCUAAGCCUGGCUUGA